Molecule: messenger RNA, 5961 nt
Organism: Physella acuta
Lineage: Eukaryota; Metazoa; Mollusca; Gastropoda; Physidae
Product: microtubule-associated protein 1B-like
Biological process (GO): dendrite development; regulation of microtubule depolymerization; microtubule cytoskeleton organization
Cellular component (GO): cytosol; neuronal cell body; microtubule associated complex
Molecular function (GO): microtubule binding; actin binding
Source: RefSeq, a predicted model, not a curated record
GAUACGGCCUCGGCAUUUCCUGGCAAACAGAUUUAAUAUCUUUGCAUUCCUACAUCAUACUGAAUUCAUCUUGCUUCAUAGAUAAUAAUAAAGAAGCAACAUGGAUUCUGACGAUCAGGGUCAGUUAGUGCCAAGUGCUGCUUUAUUACUGAUUAUUGGUGAACCUUUUUCCGAAGAUCAGAAAACGCUUAUUCUUGCAGAAAUCACAAAAGGAUUUCGAUGCUGGGAUGUGGAAGAUACAGGUAUCAACAUUAAUGAGGAGUUAGCACAGAUUGCCAAUCGGGCAUCACUUGGUGAAGAGGGUGCAAGUGCCAGCUGCAAGCCAGGGGAACGAUUCAUUCAGCAUAAUUCAGAUAACUUGGCAGUUGAGAUUUUGAUCAACCCAUUAUCACAGUCUGUCAAAAAUUCUAUUAAGAAACUUCUCAUAGCACAAGCACCAACAAAAUAUAUAAUCUAUGCUGGUCAUGCAUUUCAAGGCACUGGUGCUUGGGUCCUUCAAGAUGAUACAUUUGCAUUCAGCAACUUGGCACAGGUUUUCAAAAACGUGGAUGUGGAGAAUGCACUCAAGCAGAAUAUUGAAGCUAACCUGACCAUCCACACUCUGGCAGACACCAACUGGGGAACUUGUAUCAGUAGAGCUGACUUCACCAACCACCUAAGGAUUCAGCUCAACCCUCCUGAGAAGCUUGACAACAUCCAUGGUGUUUUGCAGUUUACUGCCUAUGUAGGAAGCUUUGUUAAAGUGGUACCUAUUACCAACUUGCUUCAGGCUUCUGAACAAUUUGGAAACAUCAGUUUCACUCGACCAACUCUGUAUAUUUUUCCUGGAUGUCAAGGGGACUCUGCUUUGUUUGGAAUUAAUGGCUUUAAUUUGCUUGUAAAUGGGGGCUACAAUAGAAGAGCUUGUUUCUGGGACUUUGCUAGACAUCUGGAUAGGGUAGAUGCCAUGCUAAUGACACACUUGGGUACUGAUAAUAUUUUUGGUUUGAAUACUGUUAUCCAGAGGAAAAGUUUGGAGAAUAUUCAUCCACAGAUAGGUUAUUUAUAUUUUAAUGUUCUAGAUAAGAUUGGGUCUCUAGCUGUUGAUGGGGAGGGAGAUGGUGGUGCUAAUAAAACUCCAAGCUUACUUAUAAACCUUGCAGAAGAAGCCAACAAAAUGACCCAGAUGGCUAAAAUGUUAGGUAUAAGUCCACAGCCAUGCACCCGUAACCCUGCCAGUGUUAACAGUGAACCUGUUAACCUGUAUCAUAAGUUAGGGCAUGGAUCUUUAGACAUGUAUGUUCUCAAUCCUGUUGCAGACACCAAAGAACUGAAAGAGUUUUAUCAAGCCUGGAGCAAGCAAUCUGCCAACUUAGGGACCAGUGGCAUUUUCCCGCUACAAAACGUGUUAUCAGUUUGUACACUGCUUGUUUGGAAACCUUACAAUUUAGAUGAGAAAAUAGUGAGAAUAUUUUUUCCAGGCAAUGCUCCUCAGCACAAGAUUAUUGAAGGUUUGGAGAAGAUGAAAAAUUUUGGAUUCUUAAAAUCUGCCACAUGUACAUCUAGAGAUCUGAUUAAACCACCACCUGUCAAAAAGCCAGUUGGAGGAUCAGCAAGACCAGCCAGUAGCUCAGGAAGGACAACAACAAAAGCUUCUACUUCUAAAUCUGAAAGUGGGAGAGGCUUUAACACAACCCGGGUAGAAUCUCCCCGCAAGUUGGAGCCCAAGGCCCCAAUACCAAAGCCUGAAUCUCGAACUACCUCACCAACUAAACCUGUCAAGGCUAUCAAAGAGGAAAAUAAUAAAAAGACAGCCAAAGCAAAAGAAAAGGCAGAGGUCAAAGAAAAACCCAAAGCUGAUGAUGUCAAAAAUAAAAGAGAUGAAACAAAAGCCAAACCUGCGUCAAGACCAGCAUCUGCUGCAGCCAAGGCCCCGUCUCCAACAAAGUCACCCUCCAAGUCACCCUCACCUCCUAAAACACCUCUCAAGUCUCCUACCAAAACCAGAUCUCCAACCCGUUCAGUGACAUCUCCAUCUAAAACAAUUACGGAACCCCCACAACCUCUAGUCGAAUUGUCAAAACCCCCUGAAGAAAUUCAAGUGGAUCAAAAACCAGAAGCUGAUGCUAUUAAAGCUAUGAAUGCGCUAAAUGACACCGCCUCACUUGUUAAGGAAAAUAACAGUUCUGUUGAUCCAGAAACAUGCAAUGAACCUGUAUCAUCUUCUGUGGAUAAAUGUAAAGAUGGGGACCUAAUCAAUCAUCACUCUUUUCAUCAGAAUGGGGUAGACAACUCAGAGGAGGAAGAGAUCAAGCCUCAGGCUUUACCUGAGCCACCUGUCAUUAUAGAAUCUCCAAGCCAAGAAUCUGAUACUCUACCUGACUAUAGCUCUAAAAUUGAAUCUGAUGAGCAAGAGCUGUCUGAAUUUAGUCGCGCUGAAGAGGAACUUAAAGAAAUAGAAAAUUCAUUUGCAGAUCCAGCACAGGAGAUUCCAUCUUCCCCAGAACCUAUUCCAGAAGAAUUGCAUGAAUUUCAGUAUCCAUCUGCAGUAGAACCGCCCUCAGGCUUUGAAACUCCUGUAUUUACACAUGAAGUGUUAGAUCCUGCCCAGCCCUCAAUGGAACAGAACAUUCAAUAUGGUAUAGAUGAUUUGAUGAAAGGAAGGGAUAUGGGAGGAAUUCAGGAAGUGGAUGAAGAGCAAGAUGAAGAAGAUGAAGUUCAAGUGUCCAGUAAUCAGGAUAUCAAUCUUGAAAAAAGUAACCAAGAAAAAUCAGAAGAUAAUGAGGAAAGGGAUGAGGAAGAUGAAGCCGCCAGUGCAAGUGAUAGAGCAUCUGUUGAAAGACAAUUUGAAGAUGUUGAGGAUGUCAGCACCUCUAAUCAGGUUGAAGAACAGUUAGAUGAAGGGAUAGUAGAAGAUGACCAGUCAUCAUUACCAGCUGCAUUUGAUAGAGAUUCAAGUCCAGAAAAUGGAGACAGAGAUUCACUUGAUGGUGAGGCGCCAGAUGAUGACAAGGACAUUGAUGAAACUUCCGUCACUCAGAAAGUUAAUGGAGUGCAUGAGCAUCAAACUGAAGAUUCUAAGUCAUAUGAGGGAGGGGUUAAUAAAUCUAUUGAAAGUAAUUCUAGUCAUGUACCUAGUGAUAGUGAAGAUGGAGAGUUGUUUGAUCCUGUUCAGAAAUGGGGACCUCCAAUGGGAUUGCCAUCUCCACCAGUUAGUGAGAGCACAUCGCCUCAGAAAUCCAGCCGGCCAGCCACAGCAAGUAAAGCAAGCAAGCCAGCAGCUGCCACCAGUCGCAAUGGAUCAGAUCCUAAAAAACGUCCAGCAACUGCCCCAGCCACAGCUAGAAGUGGAGCAACACGUGCUACCAGUGCAAAGAGGCCAGGGACUGGGUCAAGUAGAUCUUCACCGCUGACUUCAAAGACCCCGCCACUGCCACCGAUGACAGCUUUUUAUGUUGAUCUGACGUACAUACCUAAUCAUGGAGACUCAGCUUAUAGUGAUGCAGAGUUUUUCAAGAGAGUUAGGGCCCGUUACUACGUUCUUAGUUCCAUGUCACCCAAUCCUCAAAUACUAGACUGUUUGAUGGAAGCAAAAGCCACAUGGGAGCAGAAAGAUCUUGAAGUCACCCUCAUUCCAACUUAUGAUAAUGAAACACUUCGUCACUGGGUGGGUUUAAAUAAAGAAAAAUUGCAAGAGCUUCGUAUUGAUUUGACCCCAGCAGUCAGUCGCUGCACUAUUCAAUUGCAGGAUUUGGAGACCAGUCUGCCAGCAUACAGACUUGAAGUUUAAAAAAAUGUAUUUCAGAAAUUGAUGAGACCAAUGCUUUAUGCUUGUGUUUAUUUAAUACCUUUGUGCUAUAGAUAUUUUUUAGAGUAACUAAUUUAGACUGGCAUAUGUUGUUUAGUGUAGCUAAUUUUAGUACUUUUAUAAUAACAGUUCAGUGACAUUUACCAGAUCAAAUAUUACAUUAUACUAUUUCAUGCUAGAAUGUUUUUAAGCAGGUGCACCCUAAUAAGUAUUUUAAAAAUAUUUUUAACAGGAAUAUGAAUUGCUUUGUACACUGUUAAGUUUGUGAAGGAAAUUUAAAUGUGUCCUUGUUAUAAUAUAUUUAGUGGCUCAGUAUUUUGGAAAAUGCUCAGAUCAGCUUAAAAAUAGGUUUAACAACUUCAGUUUGUAAAAAUGCAGUCAUUUUAAAUAACUUGAUUUGAUAAAAACUGCUAAAUGGUCAUAGUAGUUUUUGUUUACCAACAUGACAAAAAAUUGUAGUGGGUGCUUUACCAAUAGUUUCUAGCUUCUUAAAAGCAAUGAUUUUAUUUUAGAAGAGGGAGUUUAUUUAAGCAUUGUAAAAGACUUGUACCAUAAAUACAACAUAUUCAUGCUGCAUUUUGAAUGUGUAUACAUUAACAAACAUGCAUAGACAUUUUCCUAUUCAUGCACUUGUCUUUCAUUCAUACUUUCUUGAUACGCAUUUUGUUGUUUAUGAAAUGACAUGUUUCAUCAUACUCUUUAUCUUACAUCUUAUAAAAAUACUUUAUGGUAAAAUAAGUAAGUUAGCUGUGGAAAUUCCAAAUACAAGUAUUUUAUUUGACCAUUCUGAAUGUACUUAAAGUUUUAUGCCAAACUUGGGAUGUAUUGUUAAUCUAAACCUCUUUCCAUAUGCAAAACUAUCUCCUGUUUUUCCAUGCUGCUUUUUAGGUGGUAAUGGAUAAAAACUGAAUACUUUUUUAUGGCUCAGAUUUGUUGUUUCCUCAUAGUAUUUACUAAAUAAAUAUUUUUUUACUUAUGUUUAUUUAGCUGGAGAUAGAAAAUUCAUUCAUAAUAAAUAUCCAGUAUUUUAUUUUAGUAUUAUGUUAGUAAAGCUGAUUUUUUUAAAAAUAUUAUGUUAAAGUAAAAAAAAAAUUGUAUUUUUGCUAGCUAUGUUUCAUUCAAGCUGUGUAUUGUAUUUUUAAUUUAAAAUUAGUUUUGCAAAAAUACUAACAACAUUAGUAAAAUAUUAUUUUUUAAAAUGCAUACAUUAGUUUUUAUUUCUUUUUAUAUAAUUUGUUUUUGUAAUUUCAAUUAAUGUAGUGAGAAGUAUUUGAAAUUAUCUUUUUUAAAUUGAUGCAAUACUGUCUAUGUAGAAAUGUAUUCCCUGCAAUCAUAUAAUUUAUGAAAGUUUUGUGAUAGUUGUAACUACAAAUUUAAGCCUUUUGUGAUUCUGUUAGCUGAAAUGGUUAAAAUUAUUCUACUUCAGGUAUCCUCAGGAAAAGGUCUUCCUGAGAUGAGUUUUUCUAUCUUUCUGUAAAGUGAUUUUACAUACAAAUUUUCUAGUAAUUUUGUAAUUCUUAUGUAGUUUGAAUUUGUAUUAAAUGUCCAAAGGGGACUGUAUAUACAUAAUGUCUCAACAAAAUGCACAAAGCACUCUUAAUGUCAGUACAAGCAAAUAUCAAACAACCGUUUAAAAUGGAAUCUCUGGAAUUUCCCAUCUCCACUGAAAUCAUUUAUGGGCUUUUAAACAAUACAAUCUUUCAGCGUUAUAUUUUUUUGAAGUGUAAUUUUAUAAUUUUUGUUUAUUUAUUCUGAAUUUCCUAAUAAAAAUAUUUACUGCCAAAGCUGUUAUAAAUUAUAAUUUAAACAAAACUUUUUUUUGCUAUGUAAUUUACCAAUCAAAUGUGCAUCUUUUCAUUUAACACGUCCAGUAAUCCUAGUUUCACUAAUGUUAAACUAUUUUUGUAUUAGUAGAAGUUUCUUAUUUUUUACUUUGUAUUGUUUUUCUGUGACUAUUAGUAUGAACCUAAUCCUUUCAUUCCUUAUCCUUUGGCUACUAAUAAUUGGCUGUGUUUUCUAAUAGCAUCAAAUAAUUGUUGACAGAUGUUGGUUUAUCAGCUGUUCCCCUUGUCAGCUUGUUCAACCCUGUAUUGUUUAAAACUGUCUAGAGUUUGCAUUGUUGUCAAGCUGCAUCUUAUGUUUUGUGUACUUUCAAUAAAUCAAUGUGCAGUUUA